Messenger RNA from Oppia nitens, 7977 nucleotides. Its product is annotated as fatty acid synthase-like. The transcript has 14 exons. Gene Ontology annotation, biological process: fatty acid biosynthetic process. Gene Ontology annotation, molecular function: fatty acid synthase activity; 3-oxoacyl-[acyl-carrier-protein] synthase activity; oxidoreductase activity. NCBI's taxonomy places the organism in Eukaryota, Metazoa, Arthropoda, Arachnida, Sarcoptiformes, Oppiidae. The record is from RefSeq and is a predicted model, not a curated record. Bases 1 to 7977 code for a protein of 2658 amino acids.
AUGUCUAAAAUAUUGAACGACCAGAUAGUGAUCAGUGGUAUGAGUGGACGGUUUCCACUGUCCGACACUAUUGACGAGUUUGCCGAAAAUCUAUACAAUGGCACUGAUAUGAUCAGUGAUGACAACCCGCGUUGGCCUAAAGGACUGUAUGAUAUGAACUCACGAAUGGGUAAACUGAAAACUUACGACAGGUUUGACAUAACUUUUUUCGGUUUAAUGGAAAAGAUGUGUCACGAAAUUGAUCCACAAUCUCGUCUACUAUUAGAGGUAACCUACGAAGCCAUCAUCGAUGCAGGCAUAAAUCCCGAUUCACUUCGCGGUACGCGAACCGGUGUUUACAUAGGAGUUGCCAGCUAUGCGGCCAGUGAUGGAUAUGCAGAGGAACUACAACCGGAUAUCAUUACACAAAAAGAUUCAGUGUUUUUACAGACUAUUGGCAAUAUGAAGGCAUUGUAUGCCAAUCGGGUGUCUUUUGUGUUUGAUUUUAAAGGUCCAUCAAUGAUAGUGGACACGGCCUGUUCGUCCAGUUUAACGGCAUUUAACUUAGCAAUCAAUGAUCUCAGAUUAGGUAAUGUUGACUAUGCUAUCGUUGGCGGUACUCAUAUGACAUUUGAUCCGUACGUACUCCAAAUGGCACAGGAAUCUGGUGUUUGUUCGCCAACUGGACGCUCAUCCGUAAUGGAUGAAUGCGUCGACGGUAUGGUCAAAGCAGAUACUGUUGUGUCGCUUCUGCUUCAACUUAGACCCGGUGCCCGACGAGUGUACGCUAGAGUAUUGACUUCGAGAGUCAAUUGCGACGGCCGCAAGACUAUCGGUAUGUUUCAUCCGUCGAGUGAAGAACAAUGCAAACUAAUGGUAAUGGCCUACACUGAGGCUAAUAUAGAUCCAUUGAAACUGACAUAUUUUGAGGGACACUUGACUGGAACUAAGGCUGGCGAUCCCGAAGAAAUUCGUUCAAUUUUUAGGGCUUACUAUGAAAAGCCAGACCGUCGUCAGCCGUUAUUAGUGGGCAGUUUGAAAAGCAAUAUGGGUCACGCUGAGGGAGGUUCCGGUUUGGCCUCACUUAUCAAAGUGUUGUUAGCUUUUGAAAAUGAAUGUAUUCCCCGUAAUAUUAAUCUAAACACAUUAAGACAUGAACUUAGACUAUACUGUCCACCAAUUAGUCCAGUGACUAGCAAUAUGCCUUACAAACCGGGAAUGGCCGCUAUUAACAACUUUGGUUUGGGUGGAGUUAAUGCACACUUAUUGGUUGAACCCAACUAUAAAAUUAGAUCCACUACUGAUGAUGAUUGUCUGUGUAUAGCAGAUACUAUACCGAGAAUAGUCAAUAUUUGCGGCCGAACUGAGGACUCGGUCACAUAUAUUAUGGAUUUUAUUGAACAAAAUCCUGGAAAAAUAACUAAAGAUUUUUUGGCACUUUUGGGUGAAAUUAUGAAAUACACGCCUAAUAUAAACUCAUCCGGCUUUCCCUAUAGAGGAUCACUUAUUAUCUCAAAAUUGAGAGAAAACUGUAAUGACAUUAAAUACAGUUAUAAGAAGAGCAUCAGUAGAUAUGUCAACAAAACACGCAAAUCUUUGUGGAUUGUGUUUCCCGGUUUGGGUGGCGAAUGGCCAACAAUGGCAAAGGCAUUGAUGUCUAUACAAGUGUUUGCCGACAAAGUGGAUGAAUGCCAUCAAAUACUAUCAAAAGACUUUAAUGUUGACCUGAAAUGGCUGAUCCUAUCGGACGAUCCGCAGACAGUGUCGACAAUGACCAAUAAGUUUUGCUCGAAGACAUCCAUAGAGAUUGCAUUGUUUGAAUUAAUUAAAUCAUUAGACAUUAUACCAGACGGCAUAAUUGGCCACUCUUUCGGCGAGAUUGCCUGUGCCUACGCAGACGGUUGCCUAACAACUCGAGAGGCUAUGGCUGUGGCCUACUAUAGGGGAGUCAUAACUGCAAGUGAUAGACUCAUACCUAAAGGACUAAUGGUUUUCGCUGCUGUUUCCAAAUCAGAAGCUCAGAAGCUUUGUUCGGAUGGCGUGUAUGUGGUUUGCAAUAAUGCUAAAGAUGUUAUCAUAUUAUCAGGCCCCGUCAAAGAAAUGCAUGAAACCAUUAAUAGACUGGUAGAUAGAAGCAUAUCUGUAAGACAAUUGAAUAGCAAUGACAUUCCCUAUCACAGCAAAUAUUUGCAAUCAUCGGCACAGCCUAUGAUUGAUGCAAUAAAAAAAUAUCUACCUGAGCCGAAAAUUAGAUCAAAUAAAUGGUUGUCCACAUCGUUGUUGACCGAACCUCGGGAUGAUGUGCUCAAGUAUGCAUCGGCCGAGUAUUUUGUAUACAAUCUGUUAAAUCCGGUCGAGUUUUACGAACGAUUAAAACAAAUACCUACCGAUGCUGUUGUACUGGAGCUCAGUCCGCAUCCUAUAUUCAACAAAAUUAUUGCCGAAACAUUGGUUAAUUCAACAUAUAUAUCGUUGCUUAAGAAUGACAGGGAGGACAACAACUUAGACCGGUUUCUGACAGGUGUCAGCAAAUUAUAUGAACUGGGAUUCAAUCCGUCCAUUGAAAUACUCUAUCCGAAAGUCGAGUGGCCAGUAGCCCGACAAACGCCAUCAAUAGCAUCGCUACACCGUUGGGAUCAUAGCGAACAAUUCAAGCGACGUCUAUAUCCACUGACAAACUGUCGUUUGACGGCUUCCGAUAUGAAUGUGACGGUUGAUAUCAAUAGCAAAGACUGGGAAUUUCUAGCCGAUCACUGUAUCGACGGUAAUAUUAUAUUUCCGGCCACCAAUUAUUUAAUGCUCGCGUGGCGUCAUUUGGCUGCCAGUGUCGGCAAAUUAUGGAUUACCGUUCCCGUUGUGUUUGAAGACGUCCAGUUUCAUCGGGCAACUUUUCUAUCGGCUAAUAGACCAUCACAUCUGAAAGUUAGAUAUUUUGCUGACACAGGUGAUUUUGUUAUAUUGGAAGACAACAAUAUUGCAGCUGUAGGUAAAAUGUCGUCACCACCUAAUAAUACGGAGUUCCUUAUGUGUCAGCAUAUGAUUGCUGAAAAAAAUAAUCUUAAAGGGAUUACAACCGAUGAAUAUCUACUGGAAAGGGAUGACAUACGUAAGGAACUGCGUGUCAAUGGUUACGACUUUGGAUCAUAUUUUCGACGAUUGAAAUCAAUUCGUACGAAAAAUUUUCGACAAUUUCUGUCUAUUAACGAAUGGGACGGAAAUUUUGUCACAUUCUUAGAUUCGAUGAUACAGUCAAUGCUUCUAUCGGUACCAAUACGUCAAUUGAUGGUACCUGUUAUGGUUAGAUCAGUCAAAAUUGAUCCGACAGUAUUUUUUGAUCAAUUGAAACGAUAUCGUCGAUCGGUUUCACCACCAAAUAAACUAAUUAAUCCUAUCGGUGAUGAAAAACAAAAUAAAUUUAAUCAAAAUCUAGUUGACACUGAUAUAACUACUACCGAAAGACUGGAUGAACGAUUUCAUAAAUAUCAGGCUGAAGUUCCCAUUUAUUAUAAUCGUGACAUACCGGUGCUGGUCACCCAUGGCAUUGAAGUCUACGAGAUUCGUACUUCGGCUGUAUCGCGAAAAGUGGACACUCAAUCAACGAGAUUGGUAUUGGAUUCGUAUGAAUGGAUGCCCAACACUGAUGUUAUGGCCAUUGAUGUCGACUAUCGUAAAGAAAUUCAUAAAUAUAUUGAGGUUUGUAAAUCAUUGGCAGCUAAAGUAAAGCAAACAGUAUUUAAUGAUAUGAAAUGCAAUUUCAAUUAUCAACUUUUUGAAGACAAUGUAAUAAAUGAGUAUAAAUCAGCUAAUAAUAGUAAAAAUUGUUAUACAAUUUUACACAUUUUGGAUCAAUUGCUGACUAUUGUUAAAGAUUAUAAUAAUAAUGACAACGAUAGAAAUAUUGAUACAAUUAAAAACAAUAAUAAAUUGAUGACAAUUGUUGCCGACAUAUAUGCCGAUCAGGAGGUUGAUAUCAAUUGCGAUAUUAUUAACAAUAUUGACAAUAAUGAACGCCUAUUGAGGACAAUGAUUGACAUGAUUAGCGAAAAUGUGAUACCUGUCCAUGAAUUGAACGUCACUGAAAUCAACUUAAACAACUCCGGUAGUAGUUAUUUGAUGGACAAAAUAAUGCCAUUAAUGGUUAACUUUAAACUGAUACCCACUGAUGUUAACUAUCGGAUUAUUGUCAACAAAUCAGGACAACAAACUACUGUUUCACCACUAGAUAUUGGUUACAAACACAACAUUCAGGAAUGGGAUGUCAAUGAAAGUAUAGUUUUGUCUUCAAAUCAUUUAAUUAUACUGAGAGACAGCCACCAGAUCUUGGAUGACAGUAGUAGUGUUGUUGGCGGUGUCGAAAAAUUUAUACAAGAUAUGUACGACUCGAUAGUCCCAAACGGUUUUUUAUUGGCCAUAUUUCGUUAUAAGUUAACCGAACCCGAAGUGGCCAUUAAAUCAUUGAUUAAUCCGAAAAACAAGUGCUUAACAGACAAAUAUUUGACGGACAGAAUCGAUACGUUCCAUAAAAUUGCAGUUAAACUUGGAUUUCGGUUUAUUUGCUCCAAGUUUGACACUAUUGGCACUCAGGCUAUACUUUUCCGAAAAUCUACUGAUAAACCUACCGUUCCCAACAACGAUAAUAUAGUAUGGAUUGCUGGACAACAACAGUAUAAUCUAUGGUUUGAUACAUUAAAAAACAAGUUAAACAAUAUAUCUGAUGGCAAAUUGGACACCAUUUGGCUAAUAUCCACCAAUAAGGACACAAAUAUAAACGGUUUAUUGGGUUUUAUAAAUUGUCUGCGACUUGAGCCCAAUGGACACUACUUUAAGUGUAUUAUUGAUUAUGACAACAACAACAACCUCGACGCUAAUAAUACAAUUGAUUUUACUGUUGAACCGUACGCUACAAUAUUAGCCAACAAUAUGGCUAUAAAUAUUAUACGCGACGGGAAAGUUGGUACAUAUAGACACUUUAGACUACCGAAAUACUUUGACACAGUUAUGAGUAAUAACUAUUUUCUCGAUUAUGGUCAACACAGUGUCGCUGAAAUAUCGGGGCUGACCUGGUAUGACAGCAGUCAUAUUAGUUAUCCAAAGGAACGUUACGAUUUUAAUAACAAUAAAUACACAAAUGUUUCGGUCAAUGUUUAUUGUUCGGGCCUUGUCUUUAGGGAUGUCAUGUUAGCUUCCGGUAGUAUAACAGCUCCUAUAGAUAUCCUGAACAGCAAUAUGAACAGUGAUCUCGGCUGUGAAUUUGCUGGCAGACGAGUGGACACUGGGGAACGUGUUAUGGGAGUCGGUAUGGGAUGUAUUGCAUCGGUUGUUAAUACUUUUUCAAACAAUAUUACCCCAAUACCCGAGCACUGGUCAAUGGAAGAGGCGGCCACUGUUGUGGCCAAUUAUUCAACACUAUAUUAUGGUCUUAUACUUAAGGGUAAUCUACAAAAAGGUGAAAAAGUAUUGAUUCAUUCGGGAACCGGUGGAAUUGGACAGUCGGCUAUUAAUAUAUGUAGACACUAUAAUUGUGAUAUAUAUACAACUGUAGGAACUAAAGAAAAACGACAGUUUCUUAUUAAAGAAUACGGAUUAUCUGAUAAUAAGAUAUUCAGUUCGCGGGACACACUGUUUAAACUGAAAAUACUUGAGUUGACUGAAGGAAAGGGAGUAGACAUUUGUAUUAACUCAUUGGCCGGCGAUAAACUGGAUGCCAGUUAUCAGUGUAUGGCAAAUGGGGGCCGAUUUUUGGAGUUAGGAAAAGUAGAUAUGAUUCAAAACAAACGCUUAGGUAUGUUUGACUUUUUACGUGACAUCAGUUUUAUUGGUGUGGCAAUGGAUAAGAAAGUGGAUCUAAUGCCCAAGUUUUUCCAAUGGAUGCAUCAAAACUCUGGUUUCGAUGGUUGUGUCAAACCUAUAACAAAAACAGUGUUUACACAUACUGAAGCCGUACAGGCAUUUCGAUAUAUGACAACUGGCAAACAUAUCGGCAAAAUUGUAAUUAAGUUUCGUAAGGAAGAAGAUUAUAGAGAACCGAUAACUAUAGUAAAACCCUCACCCGAUAUGUUGGUCAUCAGGAAAACCUAUUUCAAUGCCGACAAGUGUUAUAUAAUAACUGGUGGUUUGGGUGGCUUUGGCUUAGAGCUUAUACAUUGGAUGAUUAAAAAGGGCGCUAAAAAGUUUGUAUUGACCUCCCGUUCCGGAGUUAAAACAAAUUAUCAGAAAUAUGUUAUCAAUCGUUUAUUAUUGUUUGGACAACACAUACGAGCUCUCGAGGUUAAUAUAGUUGUGUCGACAGCAAAUGGUAAGACCAUUGAUGGCAGUCGACAACUACUCUUUGAAGCGGAACAGUUGGGUCCCAUCGGUGGUGUCUUUCAUUUGGCUCUUGAGCUCAAUGAUUGUCUGUUGCAAAACUCAAAAUCACUGGAAAAAUAUCAGUUGGCUAUUGACACCAAAUAUUUAUUGUUUGAGCAUUUGGAUCAACUGACCCGUGCGUUGUCAUAUAAAUUGGAUUAUUUUGUUGUAUUUUCAUCUGUCGCUUGUGGUAAGGGUAAUGCCGGCCAAACCAACUACGGUAUGGGAAAUGCUUUGUGCGAACGUAUUUGCGAACAACGAAACCGCGAUGGUCUACAUGGACUGGCCAUACAGUACGGACCUAUUGGCGAUGUUGGCGCUGUCGUCAAUAUGGAAAGUUAUGUCAAACAUUUGGCAAAUAUGCAAAUGCAACGAAUCAACUCGUGUUGUCACGUAUUGGAUAAAUUGCUUCAAACCAGACAACCAAUUGUUACAUCAUAUGUAAUAAAUACAUGUAACAAAAAUUUGAACACAAAAGAAGAUCGUGUUAUCGGCAAACUAUGGCGCGCACUGGGCAUAGAUCCUGACACCACACCCGACAACAUGUCUUUGGGAGAGAUUGGUAUGGAAUCUAUGUUUGUCAUUGAACUGCAACAGGAACUCCAAACCCGAUACGGAAGUCAACUGAAUGUCCAACAAAUAAAACGAAUCACUGUUAAAAUGUUGAAAGAUUACGAUACCGACAAUAAUAAUAUCAUCAGUCAGUAUAUGGAUCAGUUGAGAUCAUGUAAAUCACACCUACUAUGCUAUCGAUUCCAAUUACCUACCGAUGCAUGGGUUAGGCUUAACAAUAGCACUCAAGGAAAGCCAGUUUAUUUAAUGCCGCCACCAGAAUGUAAUUUUGCCGCAUUUGAACAAUGGUCUCAUAAAGUUAACCGACCAGUUAUUGGUCUCAAUUGGACCCGACAUAUGUAUCAACCUUCGUCUGCAAUGAAAGUGGUUUUUGAAUAUUACAUAAAUUUGAUGCAAAAUUUAGAGCCUAACGGAAACUAUGAUGUUGUGGGCUAUUUGGACGGCGCAUACAUCGCAGCUCAGUUGGUUCGUAAAGGAAAAGCCGAUAGAGCUUUGAUUGUCGAUAUGUUUAACGAAAACGGUUUAAAAGUUGACGAACAGGUGCUUAACAACAACAACAAUAAUGAUAUUUUAAAUAUAAUUAUUGACUACUAUUUUAAUGACAUACCCGAGUGUUACUAUAAUAAACUGCAAAUUGAUUUGAAAGAUAUUGGCGAUGAUCUGAGUAAACAAAUCAAACGAUUGAUCGACGAACUAAAAGAGUUGGCCGGACGACAAUUGGUCACUACCGAUUCCGACCAAAUAUUAACUAUUUUUGCCAAACGACUGUCCAUGUUGUUGACCUACUUGAAGGACAAGCGUAAUAAGUUUGGCACUAAUUUAGAUGAACGAGUAGACAAAAUGUGGGCUAAAACUAUUGGUAAAAUAGUGUUUCUCAGUUCAAACACCGGCGACAGUGAAACUAAUUUGUCUACAAAUGAUGGACACAAAAGUUUUAUCCGUGACAUGUAUUUGUUGCCAAAUUCAAGUAAAUUGUUUACCGAAGUACCGAUAGUGGACAAUGCAGACAAUACUCUCACUAAAUAUAAAUUAAAUGAUGUUAUUCAGCAUAAAAUUAUGGAAAUACUUAAUAAUACAUAA